Penicillium manginii is the source of this 1824-nucleotide messenger RNA. Its product is annotated as Zn(II)2Cys6 transcription factor domain-containing protein. Gene Ontology annotation, cellular component: nucleus. Gene Ontology annotation, biological process: positive regulation of transcription by RNA polymerase II. Bases 1 to 1824 code for a protein of 607 amino acids. The record is from RefSeq and is a predicted model, not a curated record. NCBI's taxonomy places the organism in Eukaryota, Fungi, Ascomycota, Eurotiomycetes, Eurotiales, Aspergillaceae. Gene Ontology annotation, molecular function: DNA-binding transcription factor activity, RNA polymerase II-specific; transcription cis-regulatory region binding; zinc ion binding. The transcript has 4 exons.
AUGGCUCGUAGAUCAAGAUCCCGCCGCACACAUCUGCUCGGGGCCUGCGCAACAUGCCAACGUCGACAUGUCAAAUGUGAUCAGCAGCGACCCGCAUGCAAAACAUGUUCCGCGGCAGGCUACACGUGCGAAGGGUUCUCAAGCGAUGUGCGGUGGAUGCAAGAAACGGGCCAGUCUGCUGCAUGCGAGAAGUCGUCCGCGAAGGGAAGCCAUCUAAAACGAAAUGGUCUAAGGCGCCAUCUAUACUCGGAGCAUUCCCGGGUUUCUAUGGGUGCUGUCUUGAAUAAAGGCCUUUUCUCCGGCUCCAUUGAUUCGACCAUCGAGGAGAUUGACACAAGAUCGUGCGGACCAUCGGCUUCUCCGUUCAACGAUAUUCGAAUCGGCCCAUUUGCUGUCCUGAACUUCAAUGGUGUGGACCAGGAAGUAUGCGACCUGCCACCUGGCGGUGUUUCCAACCUGAAUCCGAUCGCUGAGCCUCCAACGGACGGUGUACUGCCGCCAGUUCGAGGGUCGCCAUUGCCGACGGGGCUGCCGGAGUUUACAGACGACCUGUUACAAUGGUCUGAUAUAUUCGGACUUAAUGACGACUUAUAUGGAAUUACAUCCAACUUCCCCUUCAACUUGACGAGCUACCCCGAUUUCUCUGCCCACCCGGAUUGGUCUACUUACGGCGAUACGACUUAUAAUUUAUCCACGCCGACGAUACUUGACUCGAAUACAGAAAUACUCCUGAUGCCUCCAGGAGGUCUAGGUAGAGAUUUUAUGUCGAUCCCACAAACCCUACCUGUUACUACUACUACUACUACUACUACUACUACUACUAGCAAUUCAACAGCCUCCGUCGAUAUCCUGGGUGAUGCUCCUUUUCUGUUGCAUAUUUUUCAGAGGCACGUUGUGCCUCAAUUGACAAUUGUCCCCUUUGGAAAGAAGGCAUCUUGGAACAUGAUGAACCUACCAGCUGCACUCAUUACACUUGGAGAUUUGACUAUUUUGGAAUCACAGGAGGUCAGUCACGCUCGACUGGCCAACUUAUACAGUCUCCUCACAUGUGCCGCCGUUUUUCUUGCAAAGAAACCAUCCAAUGAAUCGGAUGGAGAUUGUCAAUUCGCACAUUGGCACCAAGUUGCUAGCAAGUCUUAUCAAGAGGCCAAAGACCAUACAAUCAUUUAUAUGAAAGAGCCGCUUGGCGUGCCCAAGGCCAAAUACAAGGAUCGUACGAUGGCGAUAUGCGGGAUGAUAGAGGCUGCGAACUUCAAUGGCCAGCAACAAGAUGCACGAUACUUUACACUCGAAGCAGAAAGACUCCUGCGUCGCCGAGUAAUCUACAAGCCAAAAACAUCACAUAAAAGCCGUCUCCUCGUGAAUGUCUAUACAUGGCUGCGAAUUGUCGGUGAAAGCACAUAUGUUCUCCAAGACUUCAGGGCUUCAAAAGAAUUCAUUGAUGCCCUUGAUCAUCAAAUCCAGACAUGUCGCCCUGAGAAUAUGCGGAGGUCUUCACAGUCUAUAAGCGAUCGAAAUGCACACCAUGAUGACUUUCUUCAUAUGGAACAUUCGGAUAACGAUCUUGAUAUCGAUUCACCAAAAGAUUCCAGGAAAGAUAUCCCCGAUAUCCAUCUUCAUGACUCCCGGAAGUCUGCAGCAACACUUGCCAAGCAGGUGUAUGGAAUUUCAGAGACGUGGAUGAGUCUGGUCUCGCAAACAACACGCUUAGCCAAUGUACUGGAAAAGGUGAGGGCUGCUCAAGAUGCAGACAUCCAGGUGGACUCUAAGAUAUCGCGGUUUCUUCAAGAGCGAAGCGACCGUCUUGAGAGUCGAUCAGCCUAG